Messenger RNA from Elgaria multicarinata webbii, 1365 nucleotides. It is a transcript of the gene SLC25A11, whose product is annotated as solute carrier family 25 member 11. Gene Ontology annotation, biological process: transmembrane transport. NCBI's taxonomy places the organism in Eukaryota, Metazoa, Chordata, Lepidosauria, Squamata, Anguidae. Gene Ontology annotation, molecular function: transmembrane transporter activity. Bases 22 to 975 code for a protein of 317 amino acids. The record is from RefSeq and is a predicted model, not a curated record. The transcript has 8 exons.
CCUCAGCUCAGUCAGGCCGUCAUGGCGGCGGCAGCGGGCGGCGGGUCCGGGCCCGGGCCGGCCGCCGCGGCGAAGCCCAAGACCUCCCCCAAGUCCGUCAAGUUCCUCUUCGGGGGCCUGGCCGGCAUGGCGGCCACCGUGUUUGUGCAGCCGCUGGACCUGGUGAAGAACCGCAUGCAACUGAGCGGGGAGGGAGCCAAGACGAAGGAGUACAAGACCAGCUUCCACGCCGUGGGCAGCAUUCUCAAGAAGGAGGGCGUCCGAGGCAUCUACACGGGGCUGUCCGCCGGCCUCCUGCGCCAGGCCACCUACACCACCACCCGCCUGGGCAUCUACACCAUCCUCUUUGAGAAGCUCACGGGGGCCGACGGGACGCCCCCCAACUUCCUCAUGAAAGCAGCGAUUGGGAUGACGGCCGGUGCCGUGGGGGCCUUUGUCGGCACCCCGGCGGAGGUGGCGCUCAUCCGGAUGACGGCCGACGGCAGGUUGCCUCCGGACCAGAGGAGGGGCUACACAAAUGUGUUCAAUGCGCUUCUGCGGAUCACCCGUGAGGAGGGAGUGCCCACCCUCUGGCGAGGCUGCGUCCCCACCAUGGCCCGAGCGGUGGUUGUCAACGCCGCCCAGCUGGCCUCUUACUCCCAGUCCAAGCAGCUCCUCCUAGACUCAGGAUACUUCCGGGACAACAUCUUGUGCCACUUCUGUGCCAGCAUGAUCAGUGGGUUGGUGACGACGGCGGCUUCCAUGCCUGUGGACAUUGCCAAGACCAGGAUCCAGAACAUGCGCAUGAUUGAUGGGAAGCCGGAGUACCGGAACGGGCUGGACGUGCUGCUGAAGGUGGUCCGCUACGAGGGCUUCUUCAGCCUGUGGAAGGGCUUCACGCCCUACUACGCCCGCCUGGGGCCCCACACCGUCCUCACUUUCAUCUUCCUGGAGCAGAUGAACAAGUUCUACCGGAAGUUCUUUCUCAGUGCCUGAGAGGGGAGGGGGGUCCCCAGUGCCUCUCUCGAGUGGCCCGUUACGGGCCAAGGGCAGGGGAAGGGCUCCUCCCUCCCUCCCUCCCUCCCUCCCUUCCUUUGGGGGGUGGGUGUCUGUGAGCACGUGCCCAGGGCGGCCUCCUGCCCCUCCCACGUGGAGCCAAUCAUGAGGGAGGUGUGACCCUCCCGGUGCGUUGGGGGCUGAGGGCAGGUGGGGGCGACACACACUGUAUUUAUUGCCGGGAGGGGGGAGUUCUGGGCCGGGGCCCCCGCUGUGAAGCGCCCUUUCUCCAAACCGAACUGCCACCUCUCUGUAGCCCCGCUGGGCAGCAAUGGCCCGUCUCCCGCUUUGCUUUCAACUUAGUAAAACCAAUCAUGGUCUUAAGCUCUU